Messenger RNA from Actinia tenebrosa (Australian red waratah sea anemone), 1536 nucleotides. RefSeq names its product citron Rho-interacting kinase-like. Lineage: Eukaryota; Metazoa; Cnidaria; Anthozoa; Actiniaria; Actiniidae. The record is from RefSeq and is a predicted model, not a curated record.
AUGGAAGUAGAAGGAACGGAUUUCGACCCCACCACCGAAGAAGGUCAAGUUGAUAUUAAUGACGAAGAAUACGAGUCUUUGCUUCCCGAUGACAACGUAAACUCACGAGGCCUUUUUGAUAAGCUAAGACGCAAAUAUGGCAGCAGGGCCCGCGAUGCUUUGCGCUCCCUUGGACGAAAGUGGAGUAGUAGGAAUCCCGGCAAAUCCCUUCCCGAGUACAUGCGAAUGGAAGACUUAGGGCCGAUUCCUGAAGCUCCCAGCGCCGAAUGGCUCCAAAAAGUCCAACGAGAAAUGGACGAAUCCAUGGAAGAAACCCCGGACGACUUCGACAGGCUUCAAGAACUAUUACCCGAUUGGGAUCCUAAGAAAGCACAGCUAAUGUUCGAAGAAGAUGAAUACGGUAGGGAAGUAAUUAUGGGUAGGCUUGCGAGAAGCGGCGCUAAGGUUUACGUCAUCCGUAAUGAAAAAGGAAGGUUCUUUGCCGACCCUAAAAUACCUCCAACUUUGAAGGAGGCCAUAGGUAGAACAACGGACGACAAGCUCCUAGCCGACAUACGAAAGCGAUAUCCUAAAGCAAGCUCGACUCUUUUAGAGUUCCAAAGGGGAAACAAGGGUCAAAUACAAGUCCGAUACGUAGGCAGGGAAAGAUGGUAUGACUUUUAUCAAAGCAAAAAGUCUAACGCACUUAACAAUGCCCUUCCAAAGGAAAUAACGACAGCACUGGGUAGACCUGACUUAUCCGUGCUGUCCAGCUUAACUAGUAAGGAAACAUCAAGGUUAGCUUCGCAAUUCUUCAAAGGUCUUAGCAGUCCUAAGGCUACCAGUCAAAUGCGCGCCAUCUCCGGAAUUCUGGAUAAGGAUCAAGGAAAGCUCGCAAAAAUACGAGCUACCAAGGAAAACAUAGAGGAAAAGCUAACGAGUACGCCGUCGGGCAGCAGCGCUGCCUUGCAGCUGCAGCAGUCUUUAGAAUCCCUCGACAUGGAAGAAAAAACGCAGCAAGAACUCAUAAACAAACACAGGGAACAGCUUGACGAACUUACGGAGCAAUUAGACGAAAAAACCGCCGAACUAGAAGCAGCGGCCGAGCACGUCGAAUAUUUAAAACAGACGAUGGACGAAAGGGAGGAGGAAUACAUGAAGCAAUAUCAAACGAUGUCGGAUUCUCACGAACGGGAAAGCGAGGACAAUAAGCAGCGCAUCAGCAUGUUGUUACAUGAAAGGGAUAAGGCUAGAAGGAACUUCGACCGUGCAGUUGCAGACGUUGGGGACAGAGACGCCGAACUCAGACGCGUGGGCGCACAGUUGGAAGCUUCUGUGAUGAAAGAACGGGAGUUAAACGCGCAAAUCGUCGUAACGGAGGAGCAGCUUAGGCAGGCAACGCAGGCUUACGAAGAUAUGGAGGCGCAGCUGGAAAGGCAGCAGGAAGCAGCCGCGGACCAAGGGCGCACUGAAGGGGAAAGGGAAGCUGCCCAAGCGGAAGCAGAAGCCCUUCAGGAACGCUUAACGGAACUGCGGGCGCAAAGGGAUGGGCAGUAG